AUGAACUGUUGUUGUUCUUAUCGGGUUGUACGGCGGUUGUCUACGUGGCUCGGAUGCGGUCCGGGGCAUGACAUUAGUGGAGUGUUAACCAUGGAGUUCGAUGGUGAAAAAGUCGAAUUUAAUAUCUACGACUCCAUGAAAUACCCCACUGAUAAUCACUCUCUAUUUGCAAUUGACACUUGCGACACUUGGGUCCAAGAUGUAUUUGAAAUUGAGGGCAAGGAUAAAGCACUAAGCGCAAUAGAAAACGACAUAGAGGAUUUUACAUUGGAAUACUCUAUGUCAAAUAACAUGAAGAUUAUGGUGGCGGAGUUAAAUCAACUCCCACUUUUGCCACCGGGCUCUGAAGCCCUCCCGCUAACCAUUCCAAGCGAGAAGCCGCUACCAUCUGUUUUGCAGGCACCGGAGGUGGAAUUAAAACCACUCCCUGAAAAUAUGAAGCAUGCGUUCUUGGGUGAAAAUUGCACCCUACCGGUGAUUAUUUCAAAUUCCCUGUCCCAAGAACAAGAAGAAAGAUUGAUCGCGGUCUUGAAGGAAUAUAAAUUGGCCAUUGGAUGGUCUAUUGCCGACAUCAAAGGCAGUAGUCCAUCCACAUGCAUGCACAGGAUCUUGCUCGAAGAUGAGGCCAAAGCGGUGAGACAACCGCAACGAAGAUUGAACCCACCCAUGAUGGAGGUGGUGAAAAAGGAGGUAAUCAAAUUGCUUCAAAUGGGAAUCAUCUUCCCCAUUUCCGAUAGCAAGUGGGUGAGUCCCACUCAAGUGGUGCCAAAGAAGACCGGAGUGACGGUCAUUGAAAACA
This is a messenger RNA of Cuscuta europaea, 799 nucleotides long. Lineage: Eukaryota; Viridiplantae; Streptophyta; Magnoliopsida; Solanales; Convolvulaceae. The record is from the annotation of a GenBank genome assembly.